UCGACCGAAGAGGUGCGCGAGGCGAGAGAAAAAGGAGAGACCAGCACACAUGCCCGUCUUGUGUGUGGGCAGCGUGAGAAGGACCAGGACCCCGGUACGGUGUGUAUGUGUUUGUUGCUGGUGCGCAGAUCGCUGGCUACAUUUUAUAUCUGAUCGACUGAUAACGACCCUCCACCGCACUGCCUUCCCAGCCGUGUGCGCACCGAAUGUGAGCUGGCAAAGCAGACUGAUCGACCUGCACGCGUCUCGUGUCUGUGUGUGCAGAGCGAUCGCCGUUUACACCUUACAUCGGUGGGCCUCUCCUUCAAGAUUGGCUGUUGUAAAUCGCUUUGAUAUCCCCGGCGGCGCCGCAGGUACGUAGGUGAAAGAGGCUCAUAGACCGAUUUGCUCAUGUCUCCCCUCUUCUCCUCUCUUCUCUUUUUUUCCUUCGCAUACUUGGCCGCCCCGGCGGCCACCGCGAGACAUAUCUUGGCCAAGCUGCAGGACGACGUGGGCUCAUGGAGCAAGGGAAGACCCCGACGAGCCAACGAGGUAUGUCUGAUGCACACGUCCAUUUGUAUACACACCACGACCUUGUUUUUAUAUGUAUGGUGUCCAGCUGGUGACGCAGAAGAGGAGCCACCAUGCCCGUGGUUUCAGAGGAUCGCCACCGUAAGUAUUGGGAUGUGUUCGGGUUGAAUCCCGGUAGCAGUUUCGAUGAGAUCAAGAAACAGUACAAACGACUCGCGCUGGUAAGAAGCGACGCCGCUAGCACGAGAGAAGGGGUGCAGCGUAUCUAUCGUGCGGCAUGCGGGGCUUUGUGUGUGUGUGCAGGAGGUCCACCAAAACAAGCCUGGCGGGUCCAAGGAGCAGUUCUAGGAGCUGUCCGAGGCCUACGAGUUUUUCAAGGCUGAGUUUGACAACUGGAACUGGACAGACGAAGCCGCCAAGGUGGGCAGCGCAGAGGGCAUACACGUGGCUGGCCGCCGCAAUGAGUGAAUGGAUACCUCCUCCGCGUGUGUGUGUAUGUUUGGUGCGUCAGAGGAAGGCGGAGGACCUUUUGGCCAAGGUAGGUCGGGGAGGAAGGAAGGCACCCGUGUGCGUGUCUCGUGUCUGUGUGUGCACCAGAUAGAUCCCAAGCUCUCAGAGAGAGAGAGAGGAAAAGAUGGCCGCCACCCGCACGCCGCAUGCCGCUGCAAUGAGGCAGAGCCUCACGAGCAGAGGCCUCGACGUCCCCGACGUCUACACCGACUCCAGGGAGGCCCACGUGCUGAAGUUCCUGCGCCUGUCGCGCGAGCACCCUGCGGUGAGCAAGGGAGGGAAGGCACACCGGGACACUGGCAGGCAAGACCAUUAACAGUAGUUUGCCUGCUCACUUGCUGCAGGAGUGCAAGGCCUUCCUGGAGUCGGUCCGGGGGACGUGGGAGGGCCGGGACAUGAAGCUGAUGAUGCUCAAGUACGAUGCCGACGCCGACCAGGUACGUACGUACAUCGCACACACAUCCAUCUGCACACAAGACACAACCAACUGAUGCUCUCUGCUCUGCUGUGCUGUGCUGUGCUGUGCUCUCUGGGCAAUUCGCCGUUCUGCAGAAGGAGGCUGCCAAGACCUCCACCGACCACCACAGCCAGCACCAGCAGCAGCCUGCCGGCACCACCAGGAAGGUGCUCGUCAGGGCUGGGGAGUGGGGUGAGGGCGCCGAUGGCUAUUAUGCCAGCGCCCUCACCCAGUGGGACCUGGCCCACUGGCAACGGAGGGGGGCGUGUUGGGUGGUGACCUGGACGGUGCCCGAGGAGGGGUGCUGCUGCGUCGAGGCGGGGAGGGGCCGGAGGGUAUCAUUCUCCACGUCCUAUACACAGAAGGAACAGAAAUCAGUCAGGUGGAUUUCCUGUUCGUGUGUGUGCUUUCGGGUGGUGUGCAGAUCGCUGGCUACAUUUUAUAUUUUGAUCGACCGAUGACGCCUUCGGACCGCACCGCUGUCUGGCCGUUUGCACGUCGACUGUGAGCUGUCAACAUACACUAUAUAGUGAUCAACUCCCGUGUGCGUGUCUCGUGUCUGUGUGUGCAGACAGAUCGCCCCCUGAGUGUGGACUACUACGAGAACCUUAACAACCUCGACAUGCCCACGUGGAUCAACCGCCACGCCGAAAACUCAUCCGCCCUCUUCCUCGCGCAGGUGAGGGAGGGACUCGGGGAGAGCAGGAAGACACCAUCACACGCAUGAUCUAUUGGGCACCACACGCGUACACACGCGUAUGUGUGCAUGUGUCUUGCCGUUGUCUGUCCACCUGCAGGUGCGCGGCAACGGGGUCGCGGGGCGGCUGCAGACCCUGACGGCCAUGGGUGGGCGUGAUAUUCCAGGAGCGUGUGGGGCUGCUCGCCGACGUCCAGACCUUCCCCCACUGGGUGCCCGCUGUGCCGUUGCAGCGAGGCUACUGGGCCGAUGUCGACUCGAUUCGCAGCCGCAGCACCCACCGCCUCAUCAACAGCCACGAGUUGGCUGCCCGCAUCGACCACUAUCUCUCGGUAAGGACAGCAGAGACACUCAACGCGCGCACACGUCCAUGUGUUCAUGUUUCCCCGAUCUGUCUUGGUGGUGUCCGUGACUGAUUCGUUCAGGGUGCCAUAGUGAUCUUCGAGACGGCGUCGCGGGAGGCCAACCAGGCGAUGGAGGCCGCCAAGCGUCCGGCGCACCAGCUGAACCGCCCCGAAAACGCCAUGGCUGUGGACGAUGACGACCACCCUCACGCCCCCAACCUCGCACCCACCGACAGCGACGAGCGGCGCCAGAAGCGCUCGACUCACUGGUACAUACACACACAUACAGAUACAGGUACACAGGAGGGAGGGGAGGACUGGAUGGAUGGAUGGAUGCACAUAGCUAUGUGGAAUGCCUACACCUGCCUGUCUGUCUGCUGCAUUGCACUGUUGCAGUGCCGCUACGCCCACGGCGUGGGGGACCUGUCAAAGAACAAGGACAAGAACAAAGGUAGGUGUGCUUUGACAGGUGACUGAGUGAGCUUGUCAUGCACAAAGGCAAUGGGCGGACAGAUAUUGUGUCGUGUGCCUGCAUGUGUCAGGUCUCGCACAUCGCUGCCUCCGUUUUAUAUCUGUCAAGACCUAUAUUUGCAUUGCUCGGCACUCUAUGACGUCUCACUCCGACUGCCCCCUCUAUCUUCUGUCCACUCUGAGGUGAGAGAGGGAGGGAGGGGGAGGCCUGGAUGGAUGGAUGGAUGAACAUGGACGUGUUGUGUCGGGUCAUCAGAAGCACGUCAUAGCGGGAGACGGGUCACCUGACGAGCUGCGGAUAACCGAGCAAGAAAGAUAA
Vitrella brassicaformis is the source of this 3308-nucleotide messenger RNA. NCBI's taxonomy places the organism in Eukaryota, Vitrellaceae. The record is from the annotation of a GenBank genome assembly.